This is a messenger RNA of Lynx canadensis (Canada lynx), 1142 nucleotides long. It is a transcript of the gene INPP5E, whose product is annotated as inositol polyphosphate-5-phosphatase E. The record is from RefSeq and is a predicted model, not a curated record. Lineage: Eukaryota; Metazoa; Chordata; Mammalia; Carnivora; Felidae. The transcript has 2 exons. The annotation marks the transcript as partial. Gene Ontology annotation, molecular function: inositol-polyphosphate 5-phosphatase activity.
CCACGCAUCCCUGACCCUGGGCUCCACCGGCAGCCCCGGCAGGAGCCCUCUCCUGGGUCGGCUGGGUCGCCAUCACCCUUGAGAGCUGGCCCCUGGACUAGGCCGUCCAAGUUGGCGUGCCUGGGGCAUUCAGAGGCAUCUCCCCCGCAGCCCACCGCCCAGGGGCAUCUGCAGCCCGAAGGCAGAAUGCUGAAGGGACAGCUUCCCCACGCAGGCCAAGACCUCGUGCCCCACCCAGGGUCCCUGCCCAGCAACGGCUGUCAGGGCCCCGAGAAGAGCCCCGUGCCCCCUCUGAGCCUUCCAGCGGGUAUCGGCAAUGAGGACCCACAAGCCAAGGCAAAACCCUUCACCCCAAAGCCACCGACGAGGCCCAGGCUGGAGCGAGCUCUGUCGCUGGACGAGAAGGCGUGGAGGAGGCGGCGCUUUCGAACCAGCCACGAGGACCUGGCCACGCGCAGUGGGACCAGCCCCUCCAGGGGCUCUUUGCAGGACGAGGCCCCCCAGCCCCCCACCCACACCGGCUCCCCACCCUGCCUGAGCACCUCCUUGCAGGAGAUCCCCACGUCCCGCAGGGCCCAGGGCAGUACGGGAGGGGGCCCCUCCUCCUGGGGUCACUGUAUCUCCGGAAUGAUCAGCACCUCCCUGGACCUCCUGCACCGGGACGGGGCCUCGGCGGGGAGCACCACCAGGCUGCCCGCCGCGGACCAGAAGGCGGCCUCCAACCCGCCGUGGACCGCAAACCCCACCGGCAAGUCCCGCCUGCAGAGCAGACUGUUCCGGGCCCACAGCAGCCUGGGCCCCGGCCGGCCCCCGAGCCCCCUGGCCUGUGAUGCCAAACCCUCCUUCAGCCUCCUGGCACCCAUCCGCGCCAAGGACGUCCGAAGCAGCGGCCAGCGUGGCUUGGGAGCCCUGCUCUUGACUUGAUGCCCUUCAGAGGAAUGGGCUCCUGUUUGCAAGACCGAGAUGUAAGCUUUUCUCAGCGAGUUGGAGCGAGGGGUCCUCGGGAGCCUGGAAGGUGCUAGUGGUCUGUUACACAGCCGGGCUGGGGUGGUUUCUCAAGGACUCUGCUGAACGGCAGCGUUAAGCCUCGGUGGCGGUGGCGGGGCCCGGGCGGCACGGCCACACGCCUUCCCUGUGCCCGA